AGAAGGGCGAGUGCCUGGCCAGGCCACGAGACACAGCUUCAUGCCAGGGUCCUCACAGCUUCCUCUUUACAGCAACUUCCGUGUGGCUGGGGCCCCAGAGGCUGGACUUGCUGUUGGUUGCCCAGGCCACCCUCAACCUCCAGUGUGGAGCCCUUCCCUCCCACUGGGGCCAGGCCAAGCCCCCACAGUCAUCUGGCUGGGAUCCCAUGGGGGCCUAAUAGGGCAAAGGUCUUGGGAGACAGAGGCAGCUGGGCCAGAAUUCUGGGGUUCCAGCCAUGAAGUCUCGGCAGAAAGGCAAGAAGAAGGGCAGUAACAAGGAACGGGUAUUUGGGUGUGACCUGCAGGAGCACCUGCAGCACUCGGGCCAGGAUGUGCCUCAGGUUCUAAGGAGCUGUGCAGAGUUUGUGGAGGAAUAUGGAGUAGUGGAUGGGAUAUACCGCCUCUCAGGGGUCUCCUCUAACAUCCAGAAGCUCCGGCAGGAAUUUGAGACAGAGCGGAAGCCAGACCUGCGGCGGGAUGUAUUCCUCCAGGACAUUCAUUGCGUCUCCUCCUUGUGCAAGGCCUAUUUCAGAGAACUACCAGAUCCCCUGCUCACUUACCGACUCUAUGACAAAUUUGCUGAGGCUGUGGCAGUGCAGUUAGAGCCUGAACGCUUAGUCAAGAUCCUGGAGGUGCUUCGAGAACUCCCUGUUCCAAACUACAGAACUCUGGAAUUCCUUAUGCGACACUUGGUGUACAUGGCUUCAUUCAGUGCCCAGACCAACAUGCAUGCCCGCAACUUGGCCAUUGUAUGGGCCCCCAACCUGCUGAGGUCUAAGGACAUAGAAGCUUCAGGCUUCAAUGGGACAGCAGCCUUCAUGGAGGUGCGUGUGCAGUCCAUUGUCGUCGAGUUCGUCCUCACCCAUGUGGACCAGCUCUUUGGAGGUGCUGCCCUCUCUGGUGAUGGAGAAGUAGAGAGUGGAUGGCAGUCUCUUCCAGGGGCCCGAAUGUCAGGUAGCCCUGAGGAUCUCAUGCCCAGGUCUCUACCCUACUCCCUGCCUAGUGUUCUGCAGGCUGGUGAUGGGCCCCCACAGAUCCGUCCAUACCACACUAUCAUUGAGAUUGCAGAACACAAGAGGAAGGGAUCUUUGAAGGUUAGAAAGUGGAGAUCUAUCUUCAAUUUGGGUCGCUCUGGCCAUGAGACAAAGCGUAAACUUCCACGAGGGGCUGAGGACAGGGAGGACAAAUCCAAUAAAGGGACUCUGCGGCCAGCCAAAAGCAUGGACUCAUUGAGUGCGGUAACUGGAGCCAGUGAUGAGCCAGAGGGGCUGGUAGACUCCAGUUGUCCCCAAUCUGACCCAUUGCUAUCCAAGAGCUUGGAAAAUGAUUCUAUGGAAGCAGUUGAAGGUGAACCAGUGGAAGUGCUAGGUGGCAAGAACUCUGAGCCAGGCACACCCCAAGCUGGGCGAUCAGCCACCCAGGCUGGAGGCGGCAGCCGUGCAGAGCGCUGUGCUGGUGUCCACAUCUCAGAACCUUACAAUAUCAACCUCCCAUCACACAUAACCUCUAUCCUCAGCGUGCCUCCAAACAUCAUCUCUAAUGUUUCCUUGGCCAGGCUCACUCGUGGCCUUGAGUGUCCUGCCCUACAGCCCCGGCCAAACCCUGCUUCUGGUCCUGGCCCUGGUCCUGGCCUUGGUCCUGGCCCCCCAGAUGAGAAAUCAGAGGCGAGACCAGCCCCAGGUCCUGUGGCUGACCCAGGCCCAGGGGACAUGACUCCUGCCCUGGAGGACUCCUUGUCCCAGGAGGUGCAAGAUACCUUCUCCUUCCUAGAGGACUUGAGCAUCUCAGAGCCUGAGUGGGUGGGGGCAGAGGAUGGGAAGGUGGCCGAGUCAGGAGCAGCAGGAGCAUCUUUCUCCCCUGGGGAGGAAGACUCUGGGAUGGGCUACCUAGAGGAGCUCCUGGGAGUUGCAUCUCAGGUGGAGGAGUUCUCUGUGGAGCCACCCUUGGAUGACCUGUCUCUGGAUGAUGCACCAUAUGUCCUAGCUCCCAGCUGCUGUUCCUUGGACUCUGUGGGCCCAAGGCCUGAUGUAGAGGAGGAAAAUGGAGAGGAAGUUUUCUUGAGUGCCUAUGAUGACCUAAGUCCCCUUCUGGAGCCCAAACCUCCUACCUGGAAGGGCAGAGGGAGUCUGGAGGAAGAGGCAGCAGGUUAUGAAGGACAAGCUUCAGGACAAGCUGAAGAAGAAUGGGCAUUCUGGGAGGGUGGGGAGGAUAAGGAGGCUGAGCCUGGAAGCAGACUGGACAACAGGGAAAAAACUGAGGGAAUUCCAGAGACUGAGAUGGAAGAUGGAAGGGCUGAUGAGGAAGGAGAGGAGGCUGGAGGAAGCCAAAAGACGAUGAUUGGUUUAAAUGAAGGGAGUAGGGAAGAGAUAGAAGUCACAGAAGAGAAGUCUAAAGAUCAGGAGGUUGGAAGUAUAGAGAAGGCUAAGGGUAUAGAGGAGCCAAGAAGAGAACAGGAUACAGAUAAGGAGAAGGAGAGGGGGAGUGAGAGAGAAGAGGACAAGCAAGAAGGACAGGAUGUACCAGUGGAAGCUGGAAGGGAUCAAGAGUAUGGUGUCCAGGAAUAUCUAGUUGCUGAAGAGAGUUGGGAAGUUAUUGACAAGCAAGAGGCUGAGGGAGGCAGGAAGGAUGAGAUCCAAGGACAAAAGGGGAGUGGGAACCACAAGGUAAGCAAUGACCAAGGACAUGGUGAAGACAGCAGAAGCCCAGAAGCAGCAGCUGAAAGAGAAGGGGAGGUCAGUCAGAAAAGAGAAAGUGGGGAUGGAUCUGAAGCAUAUCUAAGGGCUGGAGGUGACAAUUUACGAGAGAAAGCCCUCUCUGAAGGGCCUGGUACAGAGUACUUGGAGGUUGAUAGUACCAAAGCACAUUCUUCUGAGAUGGAACAGGCAGUCCUACAGCCAGAGGAGAUGGAGCCUGGACAACCCAUUCCUCAGUGCUGUGACCUGUUUCCCUGUCCCUUUAGUUUAGCUGGUGGUGUGGGCAUGCGCCUGGCUUCUACCUUGGUUCAGGUCCAACAGGUCCGCUCUGUGCCUGUAGUGCCCCCUAAACCACAGUUUGCCAAGAUGCCCAGCCUAAUGAGUAGUAAGAUCCACGUGGCACCUGCAAACCCAUGUCCAAGACCUGGUCGGCUUGAUGGAACUCUUGGGGAAAGAGCUCGGAGUUCCAGGGCUUGGAGGAAUGGAGGCAGUCUUUCUUUUGAUGCUGCUGUGGCACUGGCCCGGGACCGCCAGAAGACUGAGGCUCAGGGAGUUCGGAGGACCCAGACCUGUGCUGGGGGUGGGAACUAUAACCUUAUCCCCAGAACUACCCCCUGUAGCCUGAUCUCUGACCAUUCUCCUCUGCCUCUUAGCUGUCUGGAACUCUCACCUGAAGGUACGGAAGAGUCUGGAUCCCGGAGUAGACUUAGUUUACCCCCUAGAGAACCCCAGCCCCCAGCCUCCCUUUUGUCCCCCCAGCGCCGGUCAUAUGCAUUUGAAACACAGGCUAAUGUGGGGAAAGGUGAGGAACUGUGAUUAAGAUCAAAAUAUUGGGCAAAAGGUACCAGUAAGUUAUGGUGGAUCUCUGGGGUCCCCAACUAGUGGUCUUCUGCAACCUGAGCAAUUGCAGUGAGCCCCUACUCCCUGUUACUUUUUUCUUUUUUUUU
Molecule: messenger RNA, 3679 nt
Organism: Dipodomys spectabilis (banner-tailed kangaroo rat)
Lineage: Eukaryota; Metazoa; Chordata; Mammalia; Rodentia; Heteromyidae
Gene: Arhgap30
Product: Rho GTPase activating protein 30
Exons: 12
Coding region: 276-3548 (1090 amino acids)
Biological process (GO): small GTPase-mediated signal transduction
Molecular function (GO): GTPase activator activity
Source: RefSeq, a predicted model, not a curated record